AUGAUGUUCCUCACUUCAAUCGUAAGUGUCAUUCUGCUUCUGAUGCCGAAUGCCGCUCUGGCUUCACCGCUGUCUGCUCGCCUGGCUGCUGGAGGGGGGAAUGGGGUUUUAAAGAAAGCUGGGCCGGCGAUUUGUAUUCGCAAUGAUACUAUUACGGAGGAUGCAUUGUUUGAAAGCAAGUCUACUAACUGGGCUGGUGCCGUUGUCAGCUCCGCCAGGGAUAGCGUUACUGCGGUUCAGGGAUCGUUCACCGUUCCUAAACCCAUUCUGCCUCCUAGAGGUAAUUCCAACGAUCAGUAUUGCGGUGCUGCCUGGGUAGGAAUCGAUGGCGAUACGUGUACGAGCAGUCUGAUCCAGACCGGCGUCUUCUGGUGCAUCCACCAUGGGAUAGUCACCUACGAGGCGUGGUAUGAAUAUAUACCUGCGGCCUCGAUCGCAUACUCUGGCAUCAGUGUAGGCGCUGGAGAUGUUAUCACGGUCGCGGUCACGAGGAAUGGCUUUAACGGCGGGGUUGCGACGCUUGAGAAUACAAGCAGUGGCCAGUCGGCAUCCCAUACUUUCACUAGUGACAGGGAUGGGAACCUGUGCGGUCAAGACGCCGAGUGGAUCGUUGAAGACUUUUCCUCCAACGGGGGUUUAGUACCAUUCGCCAACUUUGGAACAAUUACCUUUACUGAAGCGACCGCGGUUGUAAACGGAGAGACCGUUUCCCCUGGCAGUAGCAAUGCAGAUAAUCUCUACAUUGAUUUUGGAACCGGUAGACAGACUACUACGACCUUCUCGGGAGGCGAAGUGACUGUUGGAUUCGAGGAACGGUAG
Molecule: messenger RNA, 819 nt
Organism: Lachnellula hyalina
Lineage: Eukaryota; Fungi; Ascomycota; Leotiomycetes; Helotiales; Lachnaceae
Product: Aspergillopepsin-2
Exons: 4
Coding region: 1-819 (272 amino acids)
Biological process (GO): proteolysis
Molecular function (GO): glutamic-type endopeptidase activity
Source: RefSeq, a predicted model, not a curated record